Messenger RNA from Acanthochromis polyacanthus (spiny chromis), 4076 nucleotides. It is a transcript of the gene gmip, whose product is annotated as GEM interacting protein. The coding region runs from base 200 to 3370 and encodes 1056 amino acids. Gene Ontology annotation, biological process: signal transduction; negative regulation of GTPase activity; activation of GTPase activity. The record is from RefSeq and is a predicted model, not a curated record. Lineage: Eukaryota; Metazoa; Chordata; Actinopteri; Pomacentridae. Gene Ontology annotation, cellular component: plasma membrane. Gene Ontology annotation, molecular function: GTPase activator activity. The transcript is spliced from 21 exons.
UGAUGGUGAAUACACCGGCCAACCUCCACUCCACCAGAGGAAGAUGACUUUGAGAACGGCAGCAAACUGAGAGCUGCGGGCUAUUACCCUUCUAAAAGUGUCACUGUGUGUACACUGCAGUGCAGAUUUCCUGCCACUGCAGCUCUUAUUGUUUUGUGUUGUGUGUUGUAGUGUGACUUGAGUGACUGAUGAUGUCUGAAUGUUACUGGUAGGGCCCGGCUGCUGUGCUGAUAGCGUAGAAAUGGAAGAAAACCUAGUGCCCAACAAGGAUUCCUCUCAAGUCACAGAUGUGAAGAAGGCACAUCAUAAAUCUGAAACAAAGCGCUACAGCGAGAUCUUCAGAGAUUUUGACAACCUUGAUUUAUCUUUAAUUCCUUCUGCAGGGGAGGAUCUGCUGGCAGACAUUGACUCUCUGUCCAUCUCAGAGUCCAUCUCUACAGAAAGUGCGGAGCUCACAGAGCAACAAGAUGCGCCUAGUGAAGAUGCCUUGUGUUCACAGACACGUGCUGAGAGCAGUGAAGGGGAUGGAAACCAAGCAGCCCAGGAAGCAGACCUGGCCCUCUGUCGCUGCGAGGAUGGAGUGGAGACGGCCAUGCAGUACGCCAAGAUGUGGUGCCGCUAUGCCAAAGACCUUCUGGCCUGGAUGGAGAAGAGAAUCAGCUUGGAACAAGAAUUUUCCAAAAAUGUCAUAAAGGCGGCUGAAGGGGCAAAGGUGAAUGUGGCACAGCAGGAAAUGAUGCCACUGCAGUACAUCUACACCAUGGCUCUAGAGCAAGACAUCAAGAACAGCGUCACAUCUAGAAGGACGUCUGAACUGAUACAAAACCGCUGUUAUCAGGCCUUGACUGCCAAGAGAAAUGAGAUCGAUAAGUGGCGGAGAGAGUUUAAAGAACAGUGGGCAAGAGAACAGCGGAGGAUGAAUGAUGCAGUGACUGCUUUGAAAAAGGCCAGGCAGCAAUAUUACCAGCGGUGUGAGGAGCUAGAAAAGGCUAAAGCUGUCUCUGCUAAAGCUGUGGAUGACACGGCUGGAACCAAAACACUUGAUAAGAGGAGGAAGUCUAAGGAUGAUGCGCAGACUAAGGUGCUGGAGGCAGAGAAUCUGUACAGACAGUGUGUGAGUGAUGCCAGGAUCCACCAAGAGGAGCUAGUGAAGGUCAAAGAAAGAAUUAUUUCUCACAUUCGCAAGCUCAUCUGUCAGGGAGACACUGUGCUCAAGGAGGCCACAGUCAACAUGUUCUUCUACCAGCGGCAGCAGACGGAGCCUAUUCCUCUCGGCUACCACAACCUGGAGCUGACAUGCAGAUCUCUGGAGCCCGGCGAGCCCUACCUGCUCUUCAUCCUGAGCAAGCGCCGUCCCGAGCAGCCUCUCCAGGUCUUCAGCUUCCAGGAGCAUGUUUCUCAGGCCAAAGGCAACAAACGGAAAACCAGCAGUGGCCUCAGCACUCUGCAAGACUCCUCACCAAUGACGGAUGAUGUGUGUUACAGACGACCUCUAGAUGGAAAAACAGGGUACAGUGACAGUGAGAGCAUUGGAGGCAGUCUAGAAUCUCUGUCCAGUCCUGCAUACACUAAUAGGAGGACGCCCAAACCCACAUCCACUCUGACGGUGUCAUUGGACGACGCUGACGGCCGAGAUGUAGUGUCAGAAUCAGAGUACAUUGAUGGCCAGCCCGUUAAAAUCCACGCGCCUUCUCGAGCUGCACUAACACACCGACUCAAGAAAAUGAAGAGCAAGAUGGUCAAAUGCAAACAGUGUGACAACUACAUUGUUGUCAGUGGGGUUGAAUGUGAGGAGUGUGGGCUAGCUUUGCACAGGAAGUGCAUGGAGGUGUGUCAGCUAGAGUGUGAACACAGAAAAGGAACAGUGUUCGGAGUGGAUCUUUCUCUGCUCCCACGGCAAACGCCAGAUGAGGUCCCCUUUGUGGUUUUGCGCUGCACCGCUGAGAUAGAGAGUCGCGCUCUCUCCAUCCAGGGAGUGUAUCGUGUGAGUGGGUCCAAGCCUCGCAUUCAGAAGCUCUGCCAGGCGUUUGAGACGCAAAAGGAGCAGGUGGACCUCUCUGACCUGUCACCACAUGACAUCACCUCUAUCCUUAAGCAAUUCUUCAAGGAGCUCCCAGAGCCCUUAUUAACCUUUGACCUGUACAAUGAUUUCAUCACGGUGGGAAAAACCAUUCAGCACCUGAGUGAAAGGGAGACACCACCAGACACUAAUGAGAUAAUGGACAUCAUUCACAACCUGCAAAAGCUACUACAGAAGCUUCCUACAUAUUGCUAUAGCACUUUGCAGCAUAUUAUGUGUCACCUGCAAAAAGUUUCAGAGAACUUUGAGAACAAGAUGUCCGCUAGCAACUUGGGGAUUGUGUUUGGGCCGACGUUACUGCGUCCUCUAGUAUCUACGGACAUGUCAAUGAUUGCCCUGUUGGAAACCAGCUACCAGGCUGUACUUGUUGAGUUCCUCAUCACGCACCACAACAAGGUUUUUGGCCUGCAGCAACCCAGCACACCUCCUCCUCCAGUCCCCACUGCACCGCUUCCAGACACCCCACCCAGAGCUUCCUGUUCCAUGGAAGGGGUGGUUUAUCCCGACCCGGAACAUGAAACUUCCUCCAGAGAGCGACCACAGUCACUAGAAAGUCGAACAAUCAAGAGAGACUCAAGCGAGGGUUAUAUAUCUGACAAGUCUUCAUCCAAUGAGGCAGUGGACCAGCUCAGCCCUGAAGCCAAUGAGAGAGCAGUCCUGGCUCUGAGAGGGGCAACAAGUGAUCCUCAGGGUGAAUCAGUGGCGGACACUGCCCCAGAUUUUGGGACCCAGACGCAAUAUCGUUUCACCAGACAGCCUGUGAAGUAUCACCGGCAUCAUAACCCAGGAACCCGACUCACUAACCUGACUCGCACAGCCAGACAGCCUGCAACUCCAGCAAGGGGCCAUCCAGGGAGUGCAGACAGCAGCCGCAGCUCUUCCCCAGAGCCGAGGAUGCAAAGACUUUCCCAGAACUUAGAUGUCUACAGUGAGAACACUUGCCAGCCCCAGCAGGUCACCAUUGCCCCGGAGAGUAAAGUUGACGCCCCACUAAGCCCUCGCGAGGUUGUGCAGUACAUGCUGGGAUUGGACUCAGCAUUUACAUCACCUGCAGCAUCAUCCUGUACAGCACAGGAGUCUACUCAGGAAGCAGCAGCAGCAGGGUCUCAAACAGAUCCGAACAUAAAUCUGACCAGUAACAGACAGCGUGCUGGUCAAAGCUACGCUCUGUGUCAGUCACCAAAGACAGUUCCUGUCGAACACCACCUGACCUCACCAGCCCAGAAGAUCCUGUCGGGUCUGAAGCUGAGACGCAGCCACUCAGGGAAGGACGAGCAGCUCUUUGUCUAAAGGGCUAUGAAAAUCUGGAGACAUUUCACCAGAAUGUAUCGACAUACACUGGAGGACUGCAUUAGCAUCAUUGUUACUGUGGCUAACAAUAGUGACUAAGAUCCACAUUCGUGUAGUUAUUAUAAAUGAAAGCUCCUAUCGUCUGCCCAAAUAUCAUCUCUGUAGAACAGAACUGUCUUCAUUUACUAAAAAGUUAAAUGUACCAAACUAACGUUUAGAAUUGUUCAGGAUUGGUGCUUACUCGGAUACCAAAACCUUAUUACCAUUUAAUCUUCUUUGAGAUUUUUAUCUUUUGAUCUGUCUAAUACCCAGGCCAGACAAGAGAGGUCCAGGUAUUAAUCACUUUUCAUUACCUUGAAUGUAUCUGAAUGCAAGUGGUUGGAAACUGGAGGUCACAAGAUACAAAGCAGCACUUAAUGUUUUGUCCUGAACAAACUACAAUGGGAAAAUACAAAUGUUUUCAAAUGUGUUUGUUUUUUUUAAUGUUAUUUUAUACUACUCGUGAUUUUUAAAAAAAUAUUUUAGUUUUGUAAUUUGUGUAGCACAUAAACAGAUAUUCCUUCAGUGGUGUCAUGUCGAAGUUAUUUUUUUUAGUUUAAUGCACCUUUCCUGUGUCGCCACAAGGAGGCGAUCUUCUCUCAGUGUGAGAGGAAAACAUGCCAGACACAAUAGUAGAAAGAAAAUAAAGCGUUUAUUUCUAAUUAUA